Molecule: messenger RNA, 5667 nt
Organism: Zootermopsis nevadensis
Lineage: Eukaryota; Metazoa; Arthropoda; Insecta; Blattodea; Termopsidae
Gene: Kat60
Product: katanin p60
Biological process (GO): microtubule severing
Cellular component (GO): microtubule cytoskeleton
Molecular function (GO): microtubule binding; ATP hydrolysis activity; ATP binding
Source: RefSeq, a predicted model, not a curated record
AAGAAGUUGGGCAAGUAAGCAGAAACACGGGACACUCAGUAGUGCGAAAAUAUCAAAAUGCCGCUCCGGAUGUGGUCCAGGGAGUUGGAUAUUAUUGCGGUAAGAGGCAACGUGGAACAUAGGAAAUGGGAGCUGUGAUGACCGUAAUGGCAGUUUCCAUCAAUGAAAUAUGUGAGAAUACCAAACUUGCAAGGGAAAUGGCAUUAAUGGGAAACUACGAAACUGCUGGUGUCUACUAUCAGGGAGUUGUUCAACAAAUUCACAAACUCCUUAUUAGUAUUGCAGAUCCUACAAGGAAAGGAAAGUGGCAACUUGUGCAACAACAAAUAGCUCAGGAGUACGAGCAAGUGAAGGCCACAACCAACACGCUUCAGCUGUUGAGGGUUGACACUCAUGUGGACAGACCGAUUGGCCUAGCAUUGCGCAGUACGCCAUUUGAGGAGCCGACCCGGGAUCCUACUGCUUGGUUUGGUGGCCCUCCUAGGGACCCAGAUGUUUGGCCGCCGCCACCAGCUCGAGACCCUGAUGUCUGGCCGCCUCCAACUCCUGUUGAACACAAGCCAGCUCCUCAUAUCAAGACUGUGCGGUGUCAGGCACGUAAGAAUGAUACUGUUAAAUCCAGUGCACGACCUCAGAGAACAGCCAAUACAGGGAAAAAGCCUGAUCCAAAGUCCAAUAAGAAGGAUGACAAACUAAAACCUGUCAAGAAAGAGGACAAGAAAGAAGAUAACAAGGAAAAAAGUGACAAAGAGAAAGAAGAAAUUGAAGAAGAAGAGAGGAGAUUUGAAGGUUCAGGGUAUGACCGUGAUCUGAUAGAAAUGUUGGAAAGGGAUAUAGUGCAGAAGAAUCCCAACAUCCAUUGGGAUGAUAUUGCAGACUUGCGCGAGGCCAAGAGAUUGCUUGAAGAGGCUGUUGUCCUUCCUAUGUGGAUGCCAGAUUUCUUCAAGGGCAUUCGCCGACCAUGGAAAGGGGUGCUGAUGGUGGGUCCGCCAGGGACGGGGAAGACCAUGUUGGCCAAGGCUGUGGCUACCGAAUGUUGCACCACAUUUUUCAAUGUUUCCUCUUCCACCCUCACUUCAAAGUAUCGCGGCGAGUCGGAGAAACUAGUCAGGCUGUUGUUCGAGAUGGCCCGUUUCUAUGCCCCCAGCACAAUAUUUAUAGAUGAAAUUGAUUCUCUCUGCUCCCGAAGGGGGUCAGAAUCAGAACAUGAAGCAUCAAGAAGAGUGAAGUCAGAGCUCUUGGUUCAAAUGGAUGGCAUUAGUUCUAAUAGUGAAGAUCCUGGAAAGAUAGUUAUGGUUUUAGCAGCAACAAAUUUCCCUUGGGAUAUUGAUGAAGCUUUACGGAGAAGAUUAGAGAAACGAAUAUAUAUACCGCUUCCAAACAGCGAUGGGCGGGAGGCGCUGUUAAGGAUUAAUCUUCGAGAAGUAAAAUUGGAUCCAGAUGUGGAUCUGAAAGAUGUUGCAAUGAAAUUGAAAGGUUACUCAGGAGCUGACAUUACCAAUGUCUGCAGAGACGCGUCAAUGAUGUCGAUGAGACGCAAGAUCGCUGGUCUUCGUCCUGAUCAGAUAAAGCAGUUGCCAAAGGAGGAACUGGAUCUGCCUGUCACAGUGCAGGACUUUGAAGAAGCCAUGGCUAAAUGUAACAAGAGUGUAUCUAAAGAAGAUCUUGAUAAGUAUGAGAAAUGGAUGAAUGAGUUUGGGUCUACAUGAUGUUUUUUUCUGAGAUAAAUUAUUGGCCUGCCUUGCCAUACUUCUAAUUGAAAGACAAAAUUUGAAGUGUGAAACAGCUACGAAGCAACUCGGUACUUACGCUGUAUGUGGAAAAUUUUAUUGUGCCGUUUUAUUUUUUAUUGUAUAAAGUUUAAAUAAUAGGAUGAAGAGUAGUUCCUGAUGUGAUUCAAGAAGUUGAUUUGAAUCCAUCGAUGAUUUUUUUUCUAUACCUGUAUGAGAGUAGUGAGUUUUCCACAUAAAAAUGUGAACAAAAUUGCAUUGGAGAAAUGAACUGGUGCAGUUUUCUACAUAACCAGCUUACUUACACGACAUGUAUUUUUUUUUUUAUGAGAAUUUGUUUACAUUUGUAUUUUGAAGAAGUCUACAAUUUCAGACCAGGGGGUUUUAUCUUCCAUUAUAUCCCAUCUGACCACGGAUUCUGAGGAGAGGAGGCAAGGGAUAGACUGUGUAACUGUAUAGCUUACAUCACCAGUCAAAAGAGCAGAGCUUUCAAAGUUCGCCACCAGCAGUCCUUGGUCAGACGGGAUGUAACGUUAGUCUUUGCUGUAUCAGUGACAUUCAAAUUCCUGUAUAAGAUGUGCUGGCUACUAACAAAAUUUUUAAAAAUCUCUGAAAGAUUUUCUUUUCUUUGUUUGUCAUUAACAUUAUAUUGCUUUCAGGUCAUUAAUUUAAGAUCUGAUAUUACUAAAUAGAAACAAUCUUAUUAACAUAUGUAAUUAUUUUAUGUGGAUAACCACAUUUUAGUUUAAAUCAGUUUACAGCAUAUAAUUAGAAUUUAUAACUUUUAAACCUCCUGGGCAGAGUUGCAACCAGCGAUUUUGUGGGGAACUCUAAUAGGUAAGCCAUCAGAGUUUUUAGGAUUCGUUAACAAUAUUUGUACUUGCUUGAGAUCGGAUACUCAUUUCACUUAAUAGUAUCUCUGAGUAGGUUCACUAAUAAAGAAGUUCAGUGUGCAUUUAACUUGUGCCUACUCUUGUAACAAUUUAAGUGCCUUCCAUGAGGGCUUGUAAGGAUCUCAUAAGAGGAUUUUAGAAAGGAUGCAUGAACAGUUUGAAAUUCAAACAGUUUGCUGUCAUGAUGUGUGGUUUAAGUUUAAGUUAAAGGAAAGUACAGUCUGUUAUUUAUAAAUUUCUGCAAUGAGGAAAGCUAAUCUCUUGCUCUCAGAUUUUCACAAAAUUUGAGUCUCAUCUGUACCAGAGAAUUUAUUGUAAUUUCAUUUAAGAUUCUACAUUUUAAUUUUGCAUUAUUUUAAUGUUGUUUUUGCAGACUUUUUUAUGAUAUUUAUAUGGGAACUUCUUGAUAAAAUGUAUGCACAAAUUAGUACUUGUAUACCAGAACUGGGUUGCCAUAAUUAAUUUUUAAGAAUAUCUUUUUUUAAAGUACUUACAAGCAGAAAAAUGUAUCAUUAAUGAGAAAAUUUCCUUUAGUACACACUGUGAUUGAGGAAAUGGCCUUGAAUCUGACUUCACAGCUGAGUGGUUAACAUUCAUUGUAUUGUGGAGGUCCUGCAUACAAUUCUUGGCCUGGACAUCAGUUUUGAUGUUAUAAAGCUAUGCAAUUGAGAAAGCAUCAUUUGCAUAAACUUAUUUUUGUGCAGAUGCUGUGAAUUAUACCCUGUGACCUGUUCUACUUUGAAAUUAAAUCUGGAUUCAGACAUUUUGUAGGACUCUGGAUGAGGAUCAGACCAUCACGUGGCCUCUGCAUACGCAGAGCAAUAGAAAUGUCUGAUACACAUCCAUACUGCAAGUGGGAUUUGAAUAUACUUACUUAAGUGUAGAUGUUACUGCACUUUGUAGUUAGAGAUAUGUGAAAUUGUUGAAGUAUGAUGCCCCAUUUAUGGCAGAGUUAAAGUUUCUUUAUGUAUUGUGUUUGCACAUCCUCAAACAUUAGAGAAAUUUAAGUGUGAUAUGCACAGAAGGUUUUUAUUUUUUAAAAAAAAGGAAAUGUCUUAUAAAGUAAGUGGUAUAACAGCAAGAUGGAGUGAGCAUUUACCAAGAAAUGGUCACAGUAUUAUAAAAUAAUAAUUUUCAUUCACUCCGUGUAAGAGCUGCAAUGAAACACCUGGCCACCCUCUUCUGAAAAAUUUUCUGCGUCAUAAAAAAAAUAUAGCUCUCAGUUGAGAUGGUUAACCAUUUAUGUCAACCAGACUAUGAAGUUGACAACAGACUCCAUAUAGUGUUUAUAUCUAAUAUAAGUGGAACUUUACGUGCUCCUUAUAUGUGUUAUUAGCUCCAUGUAUAACUGUACCCUUGAAAAAAGUAUUUAUCAUGCACUAUGUCCGUCAGUAAAGUGAUGGGCUGCCGACUGGUAUAAUAUGAUAGGAAUCAGGAGUUGGACUGUAUAGCGCAUAUGCUUAUCUCUCGUGCUGUGCCAUAUCUGUCUGAAAGUGAUAAUAAUAUAGAUCGUUAUCAGUGGCUCUAUAGUCCUUGAAGGAACCUGGUAAGGUUUCUUAAUCUUUCUGUUAGAUCUCCACGAACGAGGGAUCAGCCUGUCGCAAGGCCAUGCCUUGAGUGGGAAAUAAGGUGCUGGAAUAUAAGAAUUGUCCUGUUUAGCUUAAAUUCCAAAAUUCUUAGAAUUUUAUACUUUUAAUUAGAAUGUCUCAGUAAUCCUACAUAAGGUGCUUCAUCUUGCCUUACUGUUUUGUGUGCCAUGAAAAAUACCAUAAUUUAUUUUCAUUUUAUGUCUGGUUCCAUGUGGUUUUUUAAGGUCAUACUAAUUCCACAGGCACAAACAUGUUGGUAUCACUGAGAGACAUUAUCUGCACACUUCAGUUCACAUUUGUUCAGCAAAUUAACUACAUAUUUGUUAAUCAUAUGUUUACAUAUUACGUUUAGUGAAGUUGAAGGCUUACAAUGGGGUUGGCUUCAUGCUCUGGUUGAUUUACCUGCAGGCAAGUGUUCGUGGUAUAUUUUGGAUAUGAAUCUGGGUAGGCAGGAAGCGAAAAAUCUCUUCCUCUGCUGGAAAUUGAACCCUGGUUAUCAACUUUAUUUAUUUAACUGUCCAAAGCAAGUUAAAUGAAUAAAUUGAGAAAUGGAAAUAUCGUACCAAUUCCAAAAGAGUGGUCAUUUCCUGGUAAAUCACAUUAAUGCGAGUUUAGUGUAAUUUGAUUCAUGUGGUCUGUCAGACAAUAAGAAUGUGCUAGUCCUCUUAUAGCAUCAUUUAGGAGGAAGUGGCGACUGACUGACUGACUGACUGUCUCAUAGCCAGUUUUGAAACCAGCACAUCUGUCUGAUCUUAGUGUCGCCCUGAGGUGGUAAAAACUUGCUCUUGUACAUGUGAAGUGGAGUUCUGAACUAGUUAGUUUUUAUUUUAAACUUGGAAGAAAGGUGUAGUAAUCGUAUAAACUCCAAAUUUCUGGAUGAUUCACAAUAUAGAGGAAGAUGUGUCAUAAUUUUUGUACUCUAUUUGUUUAUGGUAAGGCACUUCAUCAGGUUGUCAAAGCACUAACGAGAUAAUGUGAUAUUUUUGUCAUGUUGUAACGCCUUUUGUACAUAACACCAUGCACUGCCUUCAGCCCAGUAACAGGGUAUUAUAUAAAACAUUUCUGAGAUGUAAAAUAUUGCAGUGCAGUGUCUUCAGUCUUGUUCCUAGAGUAAAACUGGACUCAUGACUGUUUGUACUCUGACAUUUUGACCCAUGAUUCCUGUGUGUAAUCGAAUUCUUUGGCCUCCUGGGUCCAUGAUUUGCUUGACCCAUGACACUGAUUUUUCUGUGACUCCUACAACUGUACCUUCAUUGUGUAACUCGCCCAGGCCCGGUAUUGGGCAUUGUACUCAUCUAGCACAAUCCUGUUCAUAUCUUUGCACCCUCUUUUUCAAAUACCUGUUUUAGUAUACAUUCCCAUAUAGUCCAAAUUGUCUGCAACCUUCAUGUCUAACUGCUCAUUUACUGAUUCCCAAUUUAACCACUACAGUAAAAAUGUACAAAUUUUGAAACA